Miscanthus lutarioriparius is the source of this 1449-nucleotide messenger RNA. NCBI's taxonomy places the organism in Eukaryota, Viridiplantae, Streptophyta, Magnoliopsida, Poales, Poaceae. The record is from the annotation of a GenBank genome assembly.
AUGGCGACCCGCUACUGGAUCGUCUCUCUCCCCGUGCAGACUCCCGGCGCCACCGCGACCUCGCUCUGGUCGCGCCUGCAGGACGGCAUCUCCCGCCACUCCUUCGACACCCCGCUGUACCGGUUCAACGUCCCGGACCUCCGCGUCGGCACGCUCGAUUCCCUCCUCGCGCUCAGCGACGACCUCGUCAAGUCCAACGUGUUCGUCGAGGGCGUGUCGCACAAGAUCCGGAGGCAGAUCGAGGACCUCGAGCGCGCCGGAGGCGUCGACAGCGGGGCCCUCACCGUCGAUGGCGUCCCCGUCGACACCUACCUCACCAGGUUCGUGUGGGACGAGGGCAAGUACCCCACAAUGUCGCCGCUCAAGGAGAUCGUCGGCAGCAUCCAGUCGCAGGUCGCCAAGAUCGAGGAUGACAUGAAGGUUCGAGCAGCGGAAUAUAACAAUGUAAGGAGCCAGCUUAGUGCAAUCAACAGAAAGCAAAGUGGGAGCUUAGCAGUUCGUGAUCUUUCCAAUCUGGUAAAACCAGAGGACAUGAUCAGCUCAGAGCAUCUAGUAACACUUCUUGCUAUUGUUCCAAAGUACUCCCAAAAAGACUGGUUGUCAAGCUAUGAGUCACUCGACACAUUUGUGGUACCCAGGUCAUCUAAACAGCUCUAUGAAGACAAUGAGUAUGCCCUCUACACUGUAACACUUUUUGCUAAGGUUGUUGACAACUUUAAGGUUCGUGCUCGCGAGAAGGGUUUCCAGAUUCGUGAUUUUGAGUAUAGUCCUGAAGCACAAGAAAGUAGAAAGCAGGAGAUGGAGAAGUUACUGCAAGACCAGGAAGCUAUGAGGACCUCGCUUCUGCAAUGGUGCUAUGCCAGCUACAGUGAGGUAUUCAGUUCCUGGAUGCACUUCUGUGCUGUGCGUAUCUUUGUAGAGAGCAUUCUUAGAUAUGGUCUGCCACCAUCAUUCCUGUCUGCCGUUCUUUCUCCAUCUACAAAGGGCGAGAAGAAAGUAAGGAGCAUCUUAGAGGAGCUUUGUGGCAAUGCCCACAGUAUUUAUUGGAAAGUCGAAGAUGAUGUGGCUGUUGCUGGUCUGGGAGGUGAAUCAGAGAAGGUGAAGGAUUCAGAGCUCAAGACAUUGCUUGGUGAUAACUCGAUUCGCAUGCGUCGUGGUCAGAUUAGACAAUACUCGAUCUACAGGGAGGUCAAAACACCUCCAAAGACCACCACGCUUUGGUCUGUCCUCUACCUUGAUCAGAGGAAAGGGCAUGACCAUGCAAUCACCAUUAUUGACCAAAUGUGGCUAACUCCAACGAAGUUAUUCAGUUCCUGGGUGCACUUCUGUGCUGUGCGUAUCUGUGUAGAGAGCAUUCUUAGAUAUGGUCUGCCACCAUGGCACCAUACAUUCCUGUCUGCUGCUUUUGCACCGUCUACAAAGAGUGAGAAGAAGAAAGGAGCAUCUUAG